Pyrenophora tritici-repentis Pt-1C-BFP is the source of this 1239-nucleotide messenger RNA. NCBI's taxonomy places the organism in Eukaryota, Fungi, Ascomycota, Dothideomycetes, Pleosporales, Pleosporaceae. The record is from RefSeq and is a predicted model, not a curated record.
AUGCAGAUGAAGCAGUCGCAGAUCUUCCUCGGAGCCAACAAGGCUCUGGAGAAGCAAUAUCUGAGUGGUGGCAUAGAAAUUGAGCUGUGUCCGCAGGGUACGCUUGCCGAGAGGAUACGAGCUGGUGGUGCGGGCAUCCCAGCAUUCUACACACCAACAGCCGUCAACACCUUACUACAGGAUGGACAGAUUCCUGCAAAGUUUGACAAGGAGGGCAAAGCUAUUGGUUUUGGCCAGAAAAGGGAGGUUAGAGAGUUCAAUGGCAAGAAAUUCCUCAUGGAGACGGCCUUGACUGGGGAUGUUGCAAUCAUUCGGGCGCACAAGGCUGAUGAGGCUGGGAACUGUGUAUUCAGAUACACCACUAAAGCCUUCGGUCCCAUAAUGGCCAAAGCCGCGCGCCUCACAAUCGUCGAAGCUGAAGAAAUCGUCCCAAUCGGUACUUUUGACGCAAACGACAUUGAUCUUCCCGGUAUCUUUGUCGAUCGCAUCGUUCCCUCUACAGCCCCCAAGCACAUUGAAACCAAGAAGCUUCGCAGUCCAGCUGCAUCAAAAGAUACAUCGUCGAAGAAUGAAGCUACAGAACGUCGCGAUCGAAUUGCCCGUCGCGCAGCAAAGGAGCUCAAGCAGGGUUACUAUGUCAACUUGGGUGUCGGUAUCCCCACAGCCGCUGCAUCGUUUGUACCCGAUGGCGUCAAGGUGUGGCUACAAAGCGAGAACGGUAUUCUAGGCAUGGGCCCCUACCCAACCGAAGACGAAGUCGACGCAGACAUUAUCAACGCCGGCAAGGAAACCGUCACACUCCUGCCUGGCGCCUCAACCUUUGACAGCGCAGAGUCGUUUGGCAUGAUCCGCGGCGGCCACGUCGACGUGUCCAUCCUCGGCGCCUUGCAAGUAAGCGCAUCGGGCGACCUGGCAAACUACAUGGUCCCCGGAAAGGUGUUCAAGGGCAUGGGCGGCGCUAUGGACCUAGUCAGCAACCCAGACGCUACAAAGGUGGUUGUAGCCACAGAGCACGUUGCAAAGGACGGGUCAAGCAAAAUCGUCCAAGAGUGCAAGCUACCGCUCACAGGAGCAAAGUGCGUGAGCACUAUCAUCACAGACAUGUGUGUGUUCGAGGUCAACAGGAAACGCGGUACUUUGACACUUACCGAGACCGCACCUGGUGUCAGCGUGGAGCAUGUCAAGGCGAAGACUGAUGCUACGUUUGAAGUCGCACCGGAUCUCAAGACCAUGGAGUGA